AUGUCGAGAAGAUACGAUUCAAGAACAACUAUAUUCUCACCUGAGGGAAGAUUAUAUCAGGUCGAAUAUGCACAAGAAGCCAUAUCAAUGGCAGGAACUGCAUUGGGGAUAGCCUCCAGCGAAGGUGUUGUAUUAGCAUGUGAAAAGAAAGUAACGUCAAAGCUAUUGGAUGAUGAUGGAAGUGCAGAAAAGUUGUACAUAAUAAAUGACCAAUUGAUUUGUGCUGUUGCUGGUAUGACUUCCGAUGCCUCGAUAUUGGUUAAUAAUGCCAGAGUUCAAUCACAACAAUACUUGAAAACUUACAAUGAAGAAAUCCCUUGUGAAAUUUUAAUCAAGAGGGUGGCAAACAUCAAACAAGGCUAUACACAACAUGGUGGGUUGAGACCUUUCGGUGUUAGUUUCCUAUAUGCUGGUUGGGACGACAGAUAUCAAUAUCAAUUGUACACCUCCAACCCUUCAGGAAAUUUUAGUGGCUGGAAAGCCACCAGCAUUGGUGCAAACAACGCGGCUGCGCAAACUUUAUUAAAGAAAGAUUACAAGGACGAUUUGACUUUGAAGGACGCAUGUGAAUUGGCCAUCAAAGUGUUAUCAAAGACGAUGGAUGCAUCAAAUCUCAAUAGUGAAAAGCUAGAAUUUGCUACAUUAAGCUUGGGCAAAGAAGGCAAAGUUUUGCGCAAGAUUUGGAGUGAUAAAGAUAUUGAUGCUUUGAUUGAGGCAAGCGGAGUCUUGAAUGAUAAACCAAAUGAUGACGAUGAUUGA
Lodderomyces orthopsilosis Co 90-125 is the source of this 759-nucleotide messenger RNA. It is a transcript of the gene PRE9, whose product is annotated as proteasome core particle subunit alpha 3. The coding region runs from base 1 to 759 and encodes 252 amino acids. NCBI's taxonomy places the organism in Eukaryota, Fungi, Ascomycota, Pichiomycetes, Serinales, Debaryomycetaceae. The record is from RefSeq and is a predicted model, not a curated record. Gene Ontology annotation, biological process: ubiquitin-dependent protein catabolic process. Gene Ontology annotation, cellular component: proteasome core complex, alpha-subunit complex; nucleus; cytosol. The transcript has a single exon.